Molecule: messenger RNA, 2502 nt
Organism: Closterium sp. Naga37s-1
Lineage: Eukaryota; Viridiplantae; Streptophyta; Zygnematophyceae; Desmidiales; Closteriaceae
Source: the annotation of a GenBank genome assembly
GGUCACAAGGAGUGGAUGGUGGAGGUGCGCCUUCUAGGCCUAAUCGACCACCCCAACCUCGUCAAGCUCCUUGGCUUCUGUGCCGAGGGCCACCGCCGCCUGCUCGUCUACGAAUAUCUCCCCAACUCCUCCCUGGACCGGCACCUCUUUGCACCGCUCUCCACCACUGCCGCUGCUGCUGCAGCUACUAACAACGCUAACAGCCACCACCACCGUAACAGCAGCAGCAGUCACAAUCACAACGUGCAUGCAUCGUCCGCGUCCACCGCAUCGCACUCCUCCCAUUCCCACUCGCACUCCUCGAAAAAAGCGGCAGCGGCGGCGGUGCUGCCGCCGUUGGACUGGGCGACGAGGCUCAAGGUGGCGCUAGGGACGGCGAGAGGGCUGGCUCACCUGCACGAGGAGGUGCAGGUCCCGAUUAUCUACCGUGAUUUCAAGACAUCCAACGUGCUUCUAGACGCGGACUUCUGCCCCAAGCUGUCUGACUUUGGGCUUGCAAGGGAAGGGCCCAUGGGGGAGGAGACACACGUGUCAACGCAGGUGCGUGGCACGGCAGGGUAUGCAGCUCCUGAGUACAUGAUGACAGGCCGUCUAACACCGAAGAAUGAUGUGUGGGCGUUUGGAGUCGUGCUUCUAGAGCUGCUCACAGGACGGCCCUCCAUCGAUCAACGCCGACCGCCACCGGAAGUCAAUAUAGUUCAAUUUGCGCGGCCGUACCUACAUAACAGUGCGGAUUUGUCCAAGAUUAUGGAUCCUAGACUCAGGGAUAAGUACCCCAAGCAAGCAGCUGCUAAGGUGGCGGAGUUGGCGAGAUGGUGCCUGGUGAAUGACCCGUUCAAGAGGCCAAUUAUGACGGCCAAGGGCAAGGAGGAGCAGGGUUCCUUCAUGGACUGGCUCGACAACGCCACUGUGAAGCGGGUGUCGUGGACCGAGACUGACUCGACCCUCGUGAACAUUAGGGAGGGUAAGGGUUCCAGGCCUGGGACGCAGUCCAAGGCUUCGAAGAAGACGAAAGAGACGAACGAGAGCACCGCAUUUCCCGCGGCCAAGAUGUUUCGCAAAUCGAGCAAGACGCUGACGGCCAACAUCCUCAACCGUCCGCCAGCUGAAAUCAGUGACCACUUCGUGAUGGGGAAGGAGCUGGGAAAGGGACAGUUCGGCGUGACGCAUUUGUGCACGGAUAAGAAGACCGGCGAGCAGCUCGCGUGCAAGUCCAUCGCGAAGCGUCGCCUGUCAACUAAGGAGGAAGUCGAGGAUAUCAGGAAGGAGAUCGCCAUCAUGCACCAUCUGGCCGGUCACCCAAACAUCGUCACCCUGCGCGGCGCGUUCGAGGACAAGCAGAACGUGCACAUCGUCAUGGAGCUUUGCGCCGGAGGCGAGCUCUUCGACCGCAUCGCGGCGCGCGGCCACUACAGCGAACGCGCCGCGUCGGGCCUCAUCAAAACCAUUCUCUCCAUCGUCGACUAUUGCCACCAGAAGAAAAUCAUCCACCGCGACUUAAAGCCCGAGAACUUCCUCCUCGCGAACAAGCGCGAGGACGCGCCGCUCAAGGUCACGGAUUUCGGCCUGUCGGUGUUCUUUAAGGACGGCGAGGUGUUUACCGAGACGGUCGGCAGCGCGUUCUACGUGGCGCCGGAGGUGCUUAAGGGCAAGUACGGCAAGGAGUCGGACGUGUGGAGCUGCGGCGUCAUUCUCUACAUUCUCCUCAGCGGCGCUCCUCCCUUCUAUGGAUCGACGGAGAAGCAGAUUUUCAACGCGGUGCUGAAGGGCAACGCGGACCUGGCGGGCGAGCCGUGGCCGCACAUCAGCGAUUCCGCCAAGGACCUCGUGCGCCGCAUGCUCACGCUCGACCCGCACAAGCGCAUCACCGCCGCUGACGCCCUCCGCCAUCCGUGGGUGGCGGCGGACAAGGCUUCGGACAAGCCGCUGGGCGCGGCCGUGCUGAAGCGCAUUCAGAAGUUCAGCGCCGCCAACAAGAUGAAGAAGCUCGCUCUCAAGGUGGUGGCGUGCAAUCUGUCGCGGGAGGAGAUCUCGGGGCUGAAGAAGAUGUUCAAGGAGAUGGACAAGGACGGCAGCGGCAGCAUCACGUACGACGAGCUGCGCGAGGGCAUGCGCCGCCUCGGCAGCCCCAUCCCUCCCGAGCAGCUGCAGCAGAUCAUGGAGGCCGCGGACGUGGACAACAGCGGCACCAUCGACUACACGGAGUUCAUCACAGCAACGAUGCAGAUGAACAGUGUCGAGAAGGAGGAGCACAUCCUCGCUGCGUUCAAGCACUUCGACAAGGACGGCAGCGGCAUCAUCACGGUGAGCGAGUUGCGGGAGGCGCUGGAGGAUGAGGGCAUGCUGGAGCCGGGGGAUAUCGAGCAGAUCAUCGAACAAGUGGACACGGACCGGAGCGGCACGAUCGACUACGAGGAGUUUGCAGCCAUGAUGCGGCAGCAACAGGGAGGAGCGGCCGAGAAGCCCCGCCGCAAGCAAGGAAUGUCCUCCGCCUACUACUGA